AUGCUGCUGAAGCCGCCAUCCAUUAAGGCACUCUGGAGGGUUUGGCGCGGCAUGGUGAAUCUCAGUCCCGUGAGGAGACUCUUCUGCAUCAUUGACGGAGUGGAUCGGUGCGAUGAGAGGAGUCUUGCUCCUUUUCUUCGAAAGCUCGAUGGCAUGUUCGUCCGACAGAACGAACGACAAGCCUCGCACAACGUUGACCACAAAAAGGAUCCACUUCAAAUUCCAUCAUCUGAGCGGACUGCCCGGUUUGCAAAGUCUACCCCGAGCCCCAGGUUGCGCAUGAUCAUACUGAGCCGCGACAAUUCGAGCUUCGUAAUCAACACGCUUCUUGCUUAUCCACGACUAGAACUGAAAGGGCACGGCACACAAGGUGGAGCACCAAACGAUCUAAAGUGUCACAUCGACAGCAAGGUAGACCAUACCACAAAGAGCUUCUCGGAAACUAAAGCUCUGAGCAAGGAGAAUACUGCUGCCAUAGUGGAAACACUCAGUCAUGGCCAGGACCAGACAUACGAAUGGGUCAAAUUCGCGGCUGAGAAGCUGAUGAGCAUAGCACCUGGUCAGUUGAGGGAAGUCGCUGCCAAAAUGCCCGUCAGUGUCGAUGACAUGUACGCGGAGGAACUGCUUGACGUUCCAUCUCGUCGGAAAGCUCACGUCUGCGCCAUCCUGAAAUGGGUCGCUCUGGCUGCAAAGCCUCUCUCGCCGCUUGAUUUUUCCAAGGCCGUCAAAUACUCGCUCGGCAAGUCCUUUUCUGUCAGGAUGCUCAGAAAAGCGCUGCACGACGUUCCGCGUUUGAUCGAAGGCAACGACAGAGAGGUGCACCUGGCGAGCUCGGCAGUGCAGGACUUCCUGCUCUCAGAGCAGAGUAUUUUGCGCCUGAACAAAAGACUGCGAGAGUUUGCGAACUUGAGCAAGAGCAGGCGGGUACGACUGAAGCCUACCGACAUCCUCAAGCCAGUGGAUGAGGCAUUCUUCGCAAAACAUCCUUUCCUGGAGUAUGCCAUGGUCCACUGGACGACACAUGCGAAGCAGGGUAACGCCAGGAAGACCGACUACAAGACCGACUUCUUCCGCGAUGACUCGCUGAGGCGCAAGCUGUGGUGGGAAAGCUACUGGAUAUCACUGCGACAGAAGUUUGCUUGGAAAUGGACCGCUCCAGGCCACUUCUCUCUCCUGCACCUUGCUGCAAUCUUCGAUAUCGUUCCGCUUGCUGCGUACGUCCAAGACCAGGGAUUUAUCCAGGAGCUGCUCAGUGCUGAAGACGAUCAGGGUGUGAAUCCUCUCAACUGGGCGGCGCAAAGGUCGAAUGCCGCCAUGGUAAAGUUCCUGUUUCAACGCGGCGCAUUCGACGACCGAGCUCCACGCGAAGUGGCGCGGACUGGAGAUGCUUCCAUCAUCAAGAUGCUUCUCGAUAACAGGAAGAGAAACUUGAACAGCCCGAAGUCGGCAAGUCCAAAGUCACCUUCGAAUCCGCUCUGGUCGAUCAAGAAUCCCACGCUCAGUUGCAUCUCCGACUGGUCCAAGAGUUCCGGAGGUGAUAACUCAGCGCCCAUGUCGCCAGAUGCUCAAGGGUACGGGAAGACGACAUCAGAAACCCCGCUGCACAUUGCAGCGACCUGCGGAAAUGAAGAAGCCGUCGAUGCUUUGCUUGCCGCCAGUGAGCUCUGUAACACGCCUACAGAAGGCGGCUGGACCUGUCUGCACAACGCUGCAUGGUUCGGCAGGGUGACAAUAGUGAGACGCCUCGUCGAUGCCGGAGCUGACUCCAGGCUGGGGACGAACGAAGGCAUGACGCCACUACACUGCGCCGUCAAGAAUAAGCAAGAGGCUGUCGUCGAAGACAUGUUCAACUCUGGCGCCGCCGAUGUAGAAGUGGUUAAUGGUUUCGGCUUCACUCCAUUUCACAUGCCUGCAAAGCCAAUGACACGGCCAUGA
Molecule: messenger RNA, 1935 nt
Organism: Saxophila tyrrhenica
Lineage: Eukaryota; Fungi; Ascomycota; Dothideomycetes; Mycosphaerellales; Extremaceae
Exons: 2
Coding region: 1-1935 (644 amino acids)
Cellular component (GO): cytoplasm; nucleus
Molecular function (GO): protein binding
Source: RefSeq, a predicted model, not a curated record